Messenger RNA from Adineta ricciae, 273 nucleotides. The record is from the annotation of a GenBank genome assembly. NCBI's taxonomy places the organism in Eukaryota, Metazoa, Rotifera, Eurotatoria, Adinetida, Adinetidae.
AUGGUGGUCCUUGAUUGGCUUCAGACAUGUGAAUUUGUUCGUGCGAACUCGGAAAAGUUUGUCUUGUAUUGUCUGUGUGGUUGUUUGGCUGGUAUUAUUGUUAUAUUAUUAUCGAUUAUAAUCAUUCUCUUCGUCAACAAAUAUUGUGACUUCGAUGACGACGACGACGACGAGUUAUCUCCAGAUCUCCAAGAUGAAUAUGUUCAGAAACUCGCUAAUCUACCUGUCUACCGUUACAACGGAAGAACUCAUCAAGAAUUAUAUGAUGUAUAA